AUGACUCAGACUCCAGAGUCAGUUACUGUGUCACCAGGAGAAACUGCCACCAUGACAUGUACAUCUAGUGCUGAUAUAGGCAGCAAUCUAGCCUGGUACCAACAGAAACCAGGACAACCUCCAAACCUUCUUAUCUAUAGGGCAAGCAGCAGACAGCCUGGGAUCCCAGCCCGGUUCAGUGGCAGUGGGUCUGGAACCAGUUUCACUUUAACAAUCCGUGGAAUGUUAGCAGAAGAUGCAGCAGAUUAUUACUGUCAGCAGGGUCAGAGCUUCCCUCGCACAGUGAUACAGAGUUGUACAAAAACCUUCAUCUUUUAUCUCUACUAA
Messenger RNA from Pelobates cultripes (western spadefoot toad), 327 nucleotides. Lineage: Eukaryota; Metazoa; Chordata; Amphibia; Anura; Pelobatidae. The record is from the annotation of a GenBank genome assembly.